Messenger RNA from Lethenteron reissneri (Far Eastern brook lamprey), 3912 nucleotides. Its product is annotated as homeotic protein female sterile-like. Gene Ontology annotation, cellular component: mediator complex. The record is from RefSeq and is a predicted model, not a curated record. Gene Ontology annotation, biological process: positive regulation of transcription by RNA polymerase II. NCBI's taxonomy places the organism in Eukaryota, Metazoa, Chordata, Hyperoartia, Petromyzontiformes, Petromyzontidae. Gene Ontology annotation, molecular function: DNA binding; transcription coregulator activity.
AUGCGCCGCCCCUACUACCGCGGCCGAGGCAACUUCCGCACCAACUUCCGCUACUUCCGCCCGGGCGGCUACGGCGGGGACGGCUACCGGCCUCGCUCGCCGCGCUACGAGCGUCGAUCGCGCUCGCGGACGCGCUCGAGGACGCGCUCCCGCUCCCGCUCGCUGCGCAGCAGCUACUCGCCCGGCGGGAAGCACCGGGCGCGGCGCUCCUCCUACACGCCGCCCCCCGCCUCCUCGUCCGCCCGCAGCCGCUCGCAGUCGCGCUCGCGCAGCCGCUCCCGCAGCCGCUCGCGCUCCUCCUCAUCGUCGUCGUCGUCGCGAGGGGCCUCGCGAUCGCCCGACCGCUCGCGCGAGGCCUCCGUGGCCGCCGCGCCGGGAGGAGGAGGAGGAGGAGGUUGGGCCGGGGGGGCGGCCGGGGGGGCGUCCUCGGUGGCACCGGCGGCCGGGGGGGAGGCCGUCGGUGCCGGUGCUGCCGUGAGCGGCGGGGGUUUCGCGGCGCGCGCCGGCGGUGCGUUUGGCGGGGCGGGGGCGCCGCGCGGCCGCACCACCUCGGCCUCGUUGAGGGGGAAAUCGGCGUCCCCCAAGAGCGGCGGGCGCCCGCCAGCCCUGGGCGGCGCCGGAGAAAGCGGCAGAAAGGGAGACGGCGGCGGGAAAAACAACAACGGUGGGACUAGCGGCGGUGUGCUCUUCCCGGCGUUCAAGCGCACCACCACGGCAGGACGGGGAGCCUGGCAGGGCCUCACCACGUACAACGACAACAGCCCUCCCCACACGGCCGCCCCCACGGCCCCGAUGUCGCUGACGCUCACCAAACGCGCCGGUGCCGGCGCCGCCGGCGCCGCUACCACCGGGGCCGCCGGCACCGCGGCCGGCCAGAGGAGGCCCAUGCCGCUCACGGGCCCCAUGGGCAAACCCAUCCUGCCGCAGAGGAUCACGCUCAAGAGGAACAUGAUCGGGGGCGCGGCGGCGCAGGGCGGGGGCGGCACGGCCUCGGCCAAUCAGCAGCAGGCGGGGGCGCCCGGACCGCAGCCUGGAGAGGGCCCCCCUCCGCCUGCGUCCAAGGAGAAGGCUCCUGCCGAGGGGCCCCCCGCGCCCACCGUGCGCAGGGGCUUCACCUCGGUGCCGCCGCCCCUCGCGGGCACGGGGAGCAAGGGGGGAGCCGAGGCCUCGGGGCCCACGGGGGGCGGGGAAGGCGGCGGUGCGGGUGACGCCGGCGGCGUCGGUGGUGGCGCCGGCGGUGGCAGUGGCGGUGGUGAUGGUGGUGGUGGGCCUGAACUCGAUGUGCACGUCCCACGCUAUGCGGAGGAGGCGCCCGUCGCGUCCUACAAGGACCGAGAGCCGGAGAGGGAGCGCGAGCGCGAGCGCGGCCGGGAACGCGAUCGCAAGAAGAGGCGCGACGCUCUGUACGACGACGACGACGACGAGGAGGAGGAGGACGAUGAGCCCGGCGGGGGCGUCCACGAGGAGAAGGCGGAGGGCGGCAAGAUGGCUGCCGAGCCGCCCCCCCUGACGUUCAUGAUCACGCGCAACUCGGGCGGAGGGGAUUACUACGGCAAGAAGUCGGUGACGGCCUCGUCCACCCCUCCUCCGUCUGCCGCCGCCGGCGCCGGCUCGACCAAACGCCUGCGCCGCGUCGACUCUCCCGACCACCAGCGCUACCCCCACGCGGCCACCGCCACCGCCGGCCCUCCCGGCGCCGCGGCCGCCACCGCCUCCUCCACGCCCCCCACCUCCGGCGGCACCGGCGGCACCGGCGGCGGCAACGUCCCCAUCACCGUGACGACGUCGAGCAAGGGUUACGACUUCAAGAAGAUGCACGCCGGCGACGACGACGACUUUGCCGACUUCGCCGAGAUCCUCUCCAAGUCGGCGCGCGCCAAGAAGGCCGCCGCCGCCGUCGCCGCCGCCAACGCCGCUGCCGCUGCUGCCGCGGCCGCAGCGGCUGCGGCCACCACCGCUCAGCAGCAGCAGCAGCAGCAGCAGGUUGUGUCCAUGAGAAGCGUCGACAGCGGGAGCGACAGCGGCUCCGUGUCACCGCCCCCCGUCGUAGUUCGCAAGCGGCAGAGGGGGCAGCCGCCCCCCGCCGGCACGACGCUGCUGGGUAGCGGCAUCGGCGUGAGAGGCGGUGACGUGAGGGGCGGUGACGUGAGGGGCGGUGACGUGGACCUGGAUGAGCCGGUGGUGGUGCGCGUUGACCCUCUGCGCUUGACCGUGCGGCCUGGCGCGUCGCUCUCUCUGAGCGACGAGCGACAGCUCUCCAUGGACUUGGUCUCGGUGCGACGAUCUCGCUCCCAACGCGACCGCGAUCCCACCGCCGGCACGAGCGGCGGCGGCGGUGGCGGCGGUGGUGGCGGUGGUGGCGGUGACUCGUUUCGUUCCAUUUUCCACCACAUCCCCACCGCCUCCGCCCGCCCGCCCAGCCCCUCAAUCGCUUUCCUGCAGCACAUCGUGUCUUUGGUGCACCACGUACGCGAGCACCGCUUCAAGCCCGCCACCAUGACCCUGAACGAGCGCUUUGGGAGCCUUCAGGAGGCCAGUGAGGCUGGGAACAAGAGUCCCGAGAUCCGCAGGAGGAUCGACAUCUCUCCCGACUUCCUGAAGCGUCACAAGAAGAAGGAGAGCGUCGACGGCGCCGCCUCCUCCUCGGGGAAAUUCUCGCUGCGACGCGACAGCAGCGCCAGCAGCAAGGAGGAGGAACAGCAGCAGCAGCAGGCGAGGGAGAAGUCGAGCGAGCGAGCGCCCAAGGCGGAGCGGAGGCACAAGGAGCGCGGGGAGCGGGGGGAGAGGGAGAGGGGGGAGCGUGGCGACGAGCGGGAACAGCGGGAGCGCGACGAACGGAGAUCUCGCUCGGCCAGCCACGAGGAAGUCUACGGCUUUGAGAAGGGCGGCAGGUCAAGCUCCAAGGACUACUACCACCAGCAGCAGCAGCAUCAGCAGCAGCUGCAGCAGCAGCAGCACGGGUACCAGCAGCAGCAGGGCGGCUACCAGCACCGCGGCUCAUCCUGGCAGCCACGGAGUCGCCCCGCGCCCUACAUGCAGUUCCGUGGCCGUGUGCGCUACCGCGGCCGCGGCUACGGUGGGGGGGGCUACCCCCCCCCGCCGGGCGGGGGCUACGGACGUCCCCAUGACGACGGCGGCGGCGGGGGGGGCUCCCCGCCCCCCCAGAGUUCCCGCCGGAGUGGGGGGGGGCGCGAGGAGGAGUGGGAGUCGGAGUACCAGCCACGCAGCAAGAAGUACUACCUGCACGACGACCGUGAAGACGACGUUGGUGGUGUUGGCGUGAAGGAUGCGUGGGGCAGCGGUGGCCGUGGCGACGCGGCCGCCCUCCCCCCCGCCCCCUCCUCCUCCUCGUCCAAGCGAGCCGCCCCCGCCACUCGCUCCUCCUCCACGGCGGUAACGGCGGCGGCGGGCGGCGGUAACGGCGGAGGCGGGAGCCCGGCGUUCUCGGCUAACGCGGGGACCGGCGCGGCGGCGGCGGCGUCGGCGUCGUUGUCAGGGGGCGGCGGCAGGAGAGGGGGCGGCAGAGCCGGCGGUGGCGGGGGGAGUGGCGGGGGUGGCGGUGGGGGAGCUGCGGCCGCGUUUGCGUACGGGCGGCGCGAGGCGGCAGCAGGAGGGGGGGCCAGCCCCAAGUGGACGCACGACAAGUUCCGUGCCAGCGACGAGGACGACGACGAUGACGACGACGACGAUGGCAGCAGCAGCGGAGGAGGAGGAGGAGGAGGACGCGGCCGCGGUAGAAACGACGACGACGACGAUGAUGGAGGAGGAGCGAGGGGAGGAGGAGGGGGGAGUGCACCUGGGGGCGACAAGAAGGGGGCGGCCGCGCAGAGAGGAAAAGACGACAAGCGAUUCGAUUGGUCGUCGCGACUCUUCAUUGCUCGUUACAAAGCCCCCCUUGUCCCGUUCCGCUGA